Molecule: messenger RNA, 2022 nt
Organism: Aedes aegypti (yellow fever mosquito)
Lineage: Eukaryota; Metazoa; Arthropoda; Insecta; Diptera; Culicidae
Product: heat shock protein 70 A1-like
Exons: 2
Coding region: 89-1963 (624 amino acids)
Biological process (GO): protein refolding; cellular response to unfolded protein
Cellular component (GO): cytoplasm
Molecular function (GO): heat shock protein binding; ATP hydrolysis activity; ATP-dependent protein folding chaperone
Source: RefSeq, a predicted model, not a curated record
UUUUACUCUACUUAGCUACAAAUACCUACUUAUCAUAAGUCAUUUGGUGACCAAAUUCAAAGUUCUACAGAUUCUCCCUAUUCUUGAAAUGCCCGCCAUUGGAAUCGACCUGGGAACAACCUACUCCUGCGUGGGAGUGUUCCUGCAUGGCAAGGUGGAGAUCAUUGCCAACGAUCAGGGCAAUCGGGUGACGCCCAGCUACGUAGCGUUCACCGACACCGAGCGCCUGAUCGGGGACGCUGCCAAAAGUCAGGUGGCCAUGAACCCAAAGAACACGGUUUUCGACGCCAAGCGGUUGAUUGGCCGGAGAUUCGACGACCCCAAAGUGCAGGGCGAUUUGAAGCAUUGGCCCUUUCUGGUGCAGAACGAAGGUGGCAAGCCGAAAAUUUGCGUGGAGUAUAAAGGGGAGAGGAAGGUGUUCGCACCGGAGGAGAUCAGCUCGAUGGUCCUGACCAAGAUGAAGGAGAUCGCAGAAGCUUACCUGGGUAGAUCAGUGCGAGAUGCGGUGAUCACGGUUCCGGCGUACUUCAACGACUCUCAGCGUCAAGCAACCAAGGACGCAGGAGCUAUCGCCGGGCUGAAUGUAACGCGAAUUAUCAACGAGCCAACGGCAGCUGCUUUGGCCUAUGGGUUAGACAAGAACCUCACAGGGGAACGUAAUGUGCUGAUUUUCGAUUUAGGAGGCGGAACAUUUGACGUCUCCAUUUUGACCAUUGAUGAAGGAUCGUUGUUUGAGGUAAGGGCUACGGCUGGCGAUACGCACCUCGGAGGAGAAGACUUUGACAGUCGAUUGGUGGACUUUUUCGUGGAAGAGUUUCUACGAAAGCAUCGGAAGGACAUCAAGAGCAAUCCGAGAGCACUGAGACGGCUACGGACGGCAGUGGAGCGAGCGAAGAGAACACUGUCUUCAAGCACCGAGGCGUCCGUUGAAGUAGAUGCGUUAAUCGAUGGGAUUGACUUUUUCUCAAAGAUCUCCCGCGCUCGUUUUGAGGAACUCUGUGCAGAUCUGUUCAGAUCGACCUUGCAGCCGGUUGAAAAAGCUCUCUCCGAUGCCAGUAUGAGCAAAGCGUCCGUAAAUGACAUUGUUUUGGUCGGCGGUUCCACUAGAAUUCCAAAAAUUCAAAGUUUGUUGCAAAAUUUCUUUGUUGGAAAGUCGCUUAACAUGUCUAUAAACCCAGACGAAGCUGUCGCUUAUGGAGCAGCAGUUCAGGCAGCGAUUCUGAGCGGUAAUAAAGAUACCACGAUUCAGAACGUACUUUUGGUGGAUGUGGCUCCUCUUUCUCUAGGAAUAGAAACUGCCGGAGGACUCAUGACCAACAUCAUCGAUCGAAAUAGCCGAAUUCCAUGCAAGCAGAUGAAAACCUUUACCACGUAUGCGGACAAUCAACCAGGGGUAGCGGUUCAAGUCUACGAAGGUGAACGAGCUAUGACCCGUGAUAACAACCUUCUAGGGAAAUUUGAGCUUGUUGGCAUUCCUCCAGCUCCAAGAGGCAUUCCACAAAUCGACGUAUCAUUCGAUUUGGAUGCAAACGGAAUCCUGACCGUAACAGCCGUAGACAAAAGCUCUGGUAAGACGCGCAACAUUCAGAUAAGGAACGACACGGGACGGCUUUCACAGCAGGAGAUCGACCGGAUGCUGGCCGAUGCCGAGCGUUUCAAGGUUGAAGAUGACCAGCAGCGGCAGCGGGUGUUUGGCAAGAACAAGCUGGAAUCGUAUUGCUUUAGUUUGAAGUCAACGGUGGAGGAAUCCGGGAACGGGAUGAAUGAGUCGGAUCGAAAAAAGGUGCUAAAAAUAUGUGAUGAUACUCUUAAAUGGUUGGAAGAAAACAGCGGAGCCGAAAGGAAAGAAUAUGAUCAUCGGUAUAAGGUAUUGUCCAAGGUUUGCGCUCCAAUCAUGACUAAAUUGCACCGCGCGGAUGAGUCUACUGGGAAUAAUGGACCAACAAUUGAAGAAGUUGAUUGAAAAGAUAUGGCCAAUAAAACAAUGAUUCGUGAUUCUGAAGCAUCAUAGAUGUUAAGGAA